CUAAAGACGUCACAGCUGUCUAAAAAUGGAGAAAUGACAACACACCGAUUUACGCAGAAUUUUUUUCUUGUGUUUUCAUUCAAAAUAUGGCAGAAUCAGAUGUAUUGACCACCCUGAAGAUUUUGAUUAUUGGGGAAAGUGGUGUUGGAAAAUCUAGUUUACUACUGAGAUUUACAGAUGACACGUUUGAUCCUGAACAAUCGGCAACCAUAGGAGUUGACUUUAAAGUGAAAACAGUCACAGUUGAUGGAAACAAUGCCAAGUUAGCUAUAUGGGAUACCGCGGGCCAGGAAAGAUUCCGAACGUUGACACCUAGUUACUAUAGAGGAGCGCAGGGAGUCAUUUUAGUGUACGAUGUUUGCAGUAAAAGCUCCUUUAGCAAGCUGGAAGCCUGGCUUAAUGAGUUGGAGACAUUUUCAACGAAACACGAUCUUGUCAAAAUGCUAGUGGGGAACAAGAUUGACCAAAAUAAAAGAGAAGUUAGUAAAGAUGAUGGGCUGAAGUUUGCACGGAAACACCAGAUGUUGUUUAUAGAAGCGAGUGCGAAAACAAAAGAGGGCGUUCAAUGUGCCUUUGAAGAACUGGUGGAAAAGAUAAUACAGACUCCAGGUCUGUGGGAGACGGACGGAAGAAGUAAGAGGGGUGGAAUUGACUUUACCCAGGGGGGCACCGCAGGGGGCGGCUACUGUGGAGGAUACUGCUAUAUAUGAUCCAUUUUUUGCUUCACAUAUAUUUCAAGCUAUCAUCACAAUAUUAUGACAUCACCAGUAUAUCAACGUUCUGAGAGCUCAGCAAAAGAGGGACAUAAUUCCAUAUAGAAAUCUAAGAAGUUAGGACCUUGAUUUGUGUCACAGAUCUAAGAAAAGAAAGCUUUGACUUUGUAAUUCUUUAUCAAUUCAGGGAUGUGAUUUAUCCAUGGAAUGGAUUUCCGCAGUUUGUAUGGCUCCAGGGACCAAUAAAAGAAAAAAAAACAGAUUUAAAAAGUUGGCUGGUCGCUUUUGAUUGAUGCUUUAUUUGUUGUUGGUUUUGACAUUUCAAAUUUAUUGUCAGUAGAGCCCUCAAAGGGGCUUCUAAAUCACUUUUGCUUCUGAGGCAGGCUGACCCACCCCCUGUGACCUCCAUUGGGGGCCUUAUGCGCCGCCCAAACCCAUUGCAAAAAUGAUUUCAGCCCUUCAGCUGCCUGAUAAAUCACAUCCCUGAUCAUUCAUAAUUAUUAUACACUUUUAUUGUCUGCUAUAUUGCCAGUUUUCAUUUACUAGUCCUGUUGAACAUUUUUUUAAUAUCAGAAUCAGGGCUGGUAUUCAUACGACUUCUUAAGUCAUUUUCUUAGAAUUUUCAUAGUCAAAAUAAAAGAAUAGUAUAAGUGUUUUUAAUAUGAAAGUGUGAAUUUUUUAUAAAAUUAUUGAAAAUGAAGUAUUUCAGAUAUUAUAGAGUUCUUAUACCAUUCCCUAAGAUAGAUACUUAAAUGAGGAAAAUGUCUUCAGUUAGGAAAUGACUUAAGAUGGUUUUUUGAAUACCGCCCUUGUACUUGUUAUAAGUCAAGUAAACUACUCAGAUACUUAUGUAAAGAAUAUGUCUUAAGUAAGGAAAUGACUUAAGAUGUUUUAUGAAUACUGCUCCUUUACUGUUUAAUUUAAGUCAGGUAAACUACUCGAGUAAAAUUAAAGAAACAAUUUAAGUGAACACAAUAAUCAGGCUGGUUAGCAGAUUUUGAUUUGUUGGAAAAUUAGCAUCAGAAUGAAAGAGCCAUUACAUUUACUAGCGUAGAAUGAUAUAUUGUAUACAGAAUUUGCAGAUUUAUGUGUGCUUCAAGAUGUAGAUAAUUAGUGUAAAUUGUUACAGAUCUGGUAUUUUAUAGAAAAUGAAUAUGAUAGUGAUUGACUGAAUGCAGUUAUUGAAGUAAAACUUUUGCAUGAAUUCUUUGACUUGUUCUUGGCAUCAAAAAAUGCCAACAAGCCCUACUAUUUAAAUAUAAAAAUUAAGAUAAGCAUGCCCGAGCACUUUCAUAAAGUGCUGGGCUUGCAGUCUUGUGCUAAUUUUGACCGCAGUUAAUGUGUACAAGAUUUUUGGAGACACAAUAAGACAGUAUACAUAAAAUUUGCUUGAAAAUAGUUCCCCUUCAUGAGAACAAUUUUUCAAUAGUUAUUCCUUCUCUGUUUUUUGAGAAAAUGAGCUAUUCACAGUUAGGGAAAUUAGAUAAUUAAAUAAUAUUACCAGUAUUAAAAUGUUAAAAAUGUCAAUUUUGAAAUAAUCAAGUUAAUCUAAUCUAACAUCUUGUACUCAAAUGAGAAAGGCCAUGAAACAUGUUGUCUUACAAGAAUUCAUUUUUUCCGUAUACAUGUAAUGUAGUAUAUGUUACAAGUGAUAAAUUUAUUUUAUGACUUCGCUUGUUUUGAAUGUAAUACAUCCAUUAAAUAUUUUCUUAAAUGACAAUAGUGUUAUAUAACUUGACAUUGACGUCCUUUCUUCCAGGGCCGAUAUUCACUUAUGUCUUACCAUAAGUGUUUGAGACACAGAAACUCAGAAAAGCAAAAUUUUAAUUUUGUUAUGAAAAUGCUACUUUAUGAACAAAUAUUUUUACAAUUGCAAUAUCUGUUUACAAAUAUUUAAUACUACAAUCUGACUGUCAAAACAAGCUAUAUUAAAAAAUAAACACUUAGCCUAAGUCUGAAACACAGACUCCAGACGUUAGCGAAUAUGGACCCUGUUUUAUUGAAAAAAGUAGAACAAAAUCUUUAUUUCGGGAAAGGAAUAUGAUUGUAUGGUGUAAAAAAUGUUUUACAUUUGUAGUCAUUUAAUACAGUUGUGUAUGAAACUUGAUAUGGAAAAGAUGCUGUUUUAUUUUAUGCUUGGUUGAUAUAUAUAUUUUUGCAUCAUCUAGGAUGAAAUUAUUUUUUUUGUCAGAAUAUAAACCACCAUUCAAAGUGACAUAUUUAGACUAUAUAUGACUGUUUAUAUUUUUCUUCAUUUAAAUGAAGAAGUUACGUUUUAAAGUAAAAAAAAAAUAAUCAGAAAUUUAUUGGCGAAAGCUUAGAAAGGAAGAAUAAUACUUUAUUUAAACUCGUGAACAGAUUAUACGGCUUUGAUGUGGAUUAAAUUAUUGUUAUACAGGUUUAAGGUUUUACUUAUAUACUGUAGAUGGUAGAUUGUAUUCUCUAUUGAAUUAAGAAAAAGGAGAUAUUAUAUUUUAUUACUAUGUAACUACUUUUAUUGCUUUUCAGGAAUAUAAUCGACGUGAUAAUAAGUAUGGAAAUAUGUAAAUAAAUUAUUUGCUGUAUAGUAACAUGAAUUUAGAACACUCGUUUUUUUGUUGUUGUUUUUUUGUGUGUUUUAGCAUAAGUUUUAUUAACAAAUAUUAAUGUUGUGUCCCAAUGUGGCCAUCUUUUCAAUGAAUUUAUGUCAAAAUAUCAUACUAGGUGAAUAAAUACAUGAAGUAUCAAAUACUAAGCAAAUGUCUUAAAUUUGAUUUAAGUAUUAUUUAAUUUAAACAUAUUUAUUUUACAACGAUUGUGAUACAAGUUAUAACAACAUACCGGUAAUAUUUAUUGUUGGCACGAUGUUACUUGUUGUCUUGUGUAGUGGGGUUAAUCGUUUUCAUAGUAUUCCGGUUAGCACACUCGCUUCUCACCAAGGUGGCCUUGGGAUGUGAGUUUGGUUGGUGGUCACCAAGCUGGCUUAAAUUUCUUGAAACUUCUUAAGUCCCUUAUAACAGGAUUAAGCUAAUCUUACUAUUUUUGUUGUUCUAUAAAAUGUGUUAUAUUUACUUCUUAAAGAAUUUUUAGAAAUUAUGUAGGAAUAAUCUGUAUGUUUAUCAGAAAAAACAAUUUUUCAUUUGUCAAAAUCCAUUUUAAGUAUGUAUUUUGGCUCAUUAAAAGAAGCGACUUAAGACUGUUAAGUUUAAGAAGUUUCGAGAAAUUGGGGCCUGGACAAGUGGGUAUUCUCCGAGCUCUCUAGUUUCCACCACAUUAUAAGACCUCACACUUACGUAACAUUAUGUCAACAAGAUUGACUUAGUAUAACUUCCUUCAUAAUCGGUGUAAAAUAAAUAAAGUUUACACUGAUUAUUUUUUCGAUUAAAUUUUAAAUUUGCAAAUUUAAGUAAAUUUUUUGUUAACCUUUCCAAUCAACAUAUUUGUUGUUAAACAUGUUGCUAGGAACCAAGAAUGAAAUUUUUGAUUUACUUUUCGUACAAUAAGCUCAUUGAAAAGAUGAUCCGGUUAAUUAUUGUUGAAGGAUAAUGGUAAUGAUAAUGCUUGCAUCAUUUUUAUAAAUAUUAGUCUCAUGUUUAUUUGUAUAUUAUUUUGAUUCCUAAAAUGUAUUAAAAUGUCAAUAUAGA
This is a messenger RNA of Mya arenaria, 4336 nucleotides long. RefSeq names its product ras-related protein Rab-18A-like. Gene Ontology annotation, molecular function: GTPase activity; GTP binding. The record is from RefSeq and is a predicted model, not a curated record. Lineage: Eukaryota; Metazoa; Mollusca; Bivalvia; Myida; Myidae. Bases 87 to 710 code for a protein of 207 amino acids. The transcript has 7 exons.